ACUUCCCUAACAUAAUUCUUAAUGGCGCCGCUGGAAGCUCUCUUCAAUGACGAAUUCCGUAUACUCUUCUUUUGGGCCAUUAAUUUUCUCGAAGAUGAAGCAAGUGACAAGAUCUUCGUAUUUAGCUUGCAAAGGUUCUACAAGUCCAGAUUCGACACCUCUUCUCAAACGGUGAUGUUAAGAUUUCGGCAACCAAUUUUCAUCACAAAUUAUCAAAAUUCGGUGACUCGACCAAGUAAACUGACCCAACUUCAAUCAGGUGCACUCACUCCAUCUAUUCUAGUCAUGUGUAUAGCUUUCUUAAUUCUAGUGGCUGCUACUGUCUAUCUUGUGUACUAUUUGUACUUCAAUCCCUUUUAUCUUCGCGCCUUCACUGACUAUCUUGUAUGUGGAUGACAAUUUACUUAUUUAUUUCU
Molecule: messenger RNA, 416 nt
Organism: Capsicum annuum
Lineage: Eukaryota; Viridiplantae; Streptophyta; Magnoliopsida; Solanales; Solanaceae
Exons: 2
Coding region: 22-396 (124 amino acids)
Source: RefSeq, a predicted model, not a curated record